Penicillium daleae is the source of this 2553-nucleotide messenger RNA. RefSeq names its product serine/threonine-protein kinase. Gene Ontology annotation, cellular component: cytoplasm. Gene Ontology annotation, biological process: intracellular signal transduction; protein phosphorylation. Lineage: Eukaryota; Fungi; Ascomycota; Eurotiomycetes; Eurotiales; Aspergillaceae. The coding region runs from base 1 to 2553 and encodes 850 amino acids. The record is from RefSeq and is a predicted model, not a curated record. Gene Ontology annotation, molecular function: ATP binding; protein serine/threonine kinase activity. The transcript is spliced from 6 exons.
AUGGACGACACCGUUGCGACUCCCCUGUCCGAUGUCUCUGCGACGCCCUCGAUUGAUUCUCUCGAGGGCGCGGGUCUGCCGCCGCGGCCCUCUCGAGUCGCUUCAUCUGGAUCCUUUGAUAGUCUCCAAAGACACCGCCAACGAAACCCCCGAGCUCGGCGUCCGGUGAAGGAAACGCUGGACGCCCGCUCCGAGUAUAGAACGAGCCAGGACGACGGCACAGCAGAGCAUCGAAUCAAUCAGUAUAUCGUCAAACAGGAGAUUGGACGGGGGUCCUUUGGUGCCGUCCAUCUGGCUGCUGAUCAAUUUGGCAAUGAAUAUGUAUGGACAUUUUUCCUGGAUAAUUGCGCAGUGAAAGAGUUCUCCAAAUCCCGGCUUCGAAAGCGUGCCCAGUCACAUCUAUUGCGCCGACCGCGUGGGCCUCGACGACCCGGUACAGGAUUCAAUUCACCUCUACAUCGCCAUCCAUCUCAAGAUGACGACGAGAACGCCAAAAAUCCACUGUACCUGAUAAAGGAGGAAAUUGCAAUCAUGAAGAAGCUCAACCACAACAACUUAGUCUCCCUGGUUGAAGUCCUGGACGACCCGACUGAGGAUUCCUUAUAUAUGGUCAUGGAGAUGUGCAAGAAAGGUGUGGUCAUGAAGGUCGGCCUGGAAGAACGUUCCGAUCCAUACGAUGAUGAGCACUGCCGCUGCUGGUUUCGAGAUCUGAUUUUGGGGAUUGAAUACCUGCAUGCGCAGGGGAUCGUUCAUCGAGAUAUCAAGCCUGACAAUUGUCUCGUCACUAAUGACGAUGUGCUCAAAGUGGUUGAUUUUGGCGUUUCGGAGAUGUUUGAAAAGGAUUCCGACAUGUUCACUGCCAAGUCGGCUGGAUCUCCUGCGUUCCUCCCUCCAGAGUUGUGUGUUGUGAAGCACGGCGAUGUCUCCGGUAAAGCGGCGGAUAUUUGGUCGAUGGGAGUCACCUUAUAUUGUCUCAGGUACGGACGACUUCCGUUCGAGCAGCAAAGUAUCUUUGAGUUAUAUGAAAGCAUUCGAAAUGAUGCCGCGGACUUUGAGGAGGAGCAGGACACGAAUUUCAAGGAUAUGAUGACUCGUAUCUUAGAAAAGGACCCCGCGAAGCGUAUUAAGAUGCGAGACUUGAGGGAACAUCCUUGGGUAACCGCCAACGGAGCUGAUCCCCUUCUCUCCUAUGACGAGAACACGGCACAGAUCAUCGAGCCACCCACGGAGGAGGAAAUGAACCUGGCUAUCACCAAGAACAUGGGCCAUCUGCUAACAGUGAUGAAAGCAGUCCAAAGCUUCAAACGGUUAGUAGAUCCGUCUAAAGCAGGACCAGUCUUGCAAAGUAUCUUGGGUAGUGAGCAUGAUGCUCACUUUGUUGCGCCGCCUAUGGAAAUGGAUGAGAGCGAUGACUUUCCGACCGUUGGGCUGGAUCCCAACGCCGAUCGUUAUCGUCAUGGUCUCGCUGGCGGUACCAGGAAGGCCUUCGGACGGCAUCCUAUGCUGGCAGGGUCACAUGGUCGAGACGAACCAAGCGCAGAACGAUCACCGGCAAGCAAUCUCCUAAGCACCGCGUCAGCUGCAGAGGAUAGUUCAGCCAAUAGCCAACGAUCUAGAGGCGCCUUUGACCCUCCAGAGCGAAAAGACUCCGGCUCAAUACGGAGUGGAAGGUCAAUGGGGAAAAUAGACACAACUGGAAUUCACUCCCAGUCGGCAUCACCUCACCCUGCACACUCGCGAGCUAGUUCGGCGACCACCAAACGCAGCGUCGAGGGGACGAGGGGUCAUGCACGGGAUCCGCUUGAGGAGGACUUCCCGUAUCUCUUCAUUGGUCCAUCGACCUACACUGGCACGUCACCUCAGGAACCCAGCAAAUAUAAUAUUGGCAGUGAUCCAAUUCCAAUCUUCACCGAGCCCGACAGUACCGAAGACGGCAUGGAUCCCGCCUUGGACGCAGCCAUCUCAGACGAGCCCAUGCCGAUCGUCAGUGAAUCCCCCGGCGCAGCCGAGUUCGACAUCUACGAGACGGCAUACCGCACGGAACUCGAACGCAUCAAGUCCAAAUCCUCCACCUUGCCUGGCGCCGGCGUCAGUCCCAAGGUGUAUCUCACCCGCCGUGUGGAGGGUAAGCACGAGGUGAUGAAGUUUGCCAAGGACAAGGUAAUUGAUCUGCAAAUUGGCAAUAAGAAACCCUUUCCGUCGGCCGGUAGAUCCGCGACGGCGUUUGGAUCGGCGGUCAGCCUGCUUCGUAACCAGAUGGAGCAGAAGAAGGUGGCCGAGCAGAGGAAGGAGGAUACUGCGGCGGUGGAAGAGUCGAAUCCGGGGAAAGACGCUGUGGAACAUCAACAGGGUUCUCCUCGUGAGCGCCGACAAUCCCAUCCUCCUUCCUCGUCGCUCUCGUCACAGUCGAUUCCCGGCCCGGAAGCAUCGUCUUUCGAGGCAACGGGCGUUCCGGCUUCAGAGGCGGGUGCGGGUGCAGAAGACUCAACGGCGCAGUUGCGUCGUCUUCUCGCUCGUGUUCGUGAUAAGCCCGAGGAGUACACUGAGACUUGA